GCCGGAAGCGGAAGUGGCUAAGGGUGGGGGAGUUGUUGAGAAAGUGUCGGGUUAUCGUCUUACUCUUUGGGUUCGCUCCGCGGCUUGCCUGGGCAGGUAAAUCGCUAUUGCGAGACCUCGGCGACCUCGGCGGCUCUGCUGACUCGGCUGCCGGCUCCCGGCCCCGAACCCUCGCCCGAGGGGCGUGGUGCCCCGGUGCUCCGGCUCUUUCCCCGGGCUCCUUGUGGCCCCCUGGUUCCGGGCGACCCCUGCCACGGGUGGCUUCCCGUGUCCCCGCAGACCCCCACAAUGGGCAACACGAGCAGUGAGCGCGCCGCCCUGGAGCGGCACGGUGGCCAUAAGACGCCCCGGAGGGACAGCUCGGGGGGCGCCAAGGACGGCGACAGGCCCAAGAUCCUGAUGGACAGCCCCGAGGACGCCGACCUUUUCCACUCCGAGGAAAUCAAGGUGCGGGGCAAGGAGGAAUUCCUGGCCUGGCAGCAUGAUCUGGAAGUGAAUGAUAAAGCUCCCGCCCAGGCUCGGCCAACUGUAUUUCGAUGGACAGGGGGCGGAAAGGAAGUUUACUUAUCUGGGUCCUUCAACAACUGGAGUAAACUUCCUCUCACAAGAAGCCACAAUAACUUUGUAGCCAUCCUGGAUCUGCCUGAAGGAGAGCAUCAGUACAAGUUCUUUGUGGAUGGUCAGUGGACACACAACCCUUCUGAGCCAAUAGUAACCAGCCAGCUUGGCACAGUUAACAACAUCAUUCAAGUGAAGAAAACUGACUUUGAAGUAUUUGAUGCUUUAAUGGUGGAUUCCCAAAAGUGCUCCGAUGUGUCUGAGCUAUCCAGUUCCCCACCAGGACCCUACCAUCAGGAGCCCUAUGUCUGCAAACCAGAAGAGCGCUUUAAAGCACCACCCAUUCUUCCUCCACAUCUGCUCCAGGUCAUCCUGAACAAGGACACAGGAAUUUCUUGUGACCCAGCUUUGCUCCCUGAGCCCAAUCACGUCAUGUUGAACCACCUUUAUGCGCUGUCUAUCAAGGAUGGCGUGAUGGUGCUCAGUGCAACCCACCGGUACAAGAAAAAGUACGUCACUACCUUGCUAUACAAGCCCAUAUGAAGAGCUGGGAGGCGGCGGCGGGCCCCAGGAAGCAAUUUGCACCACCAGGCUCCAUGCAUGCAUGCUUUCCACCAGAGGGAAUGGACUAAAUUUCUCAUUUCACACUCUUUAUAAAACAUUUCACACCUGCCCUAGACCUACUUGAAGGUUUGUCCAGGCUCCACAGCUCCUGAAGAGCCUCCAUUUGUAACAGUCCUCUGAGCACCCUGUGGCUUUGAGCCAUAGGGUGCUUGUCAAGUCCGAGAAAGGAAUAAGGAGCAGCACCGCGGUGCAUGAGGCUGGUGCAGGUCUAAACCUAUGUCCUCUCAGCUGGCCGUGGAGCUGCUGCUUAAGCCAAAGGCAAAUACGAGCUACUUUGCUAGUAAAAUUCUGGGAAGUGGGGACUGAGGCCACACAAAACUUCUCACCGUUUAUGUGUUUUUAAGGCCAUUACCCCUUUUGAGGCCUGGCUGUGAAACUAAGAGUAAGUACAAUGUUCUUGCCUGUCCUUUAAAAUCAAAGCAAUAGGUUAUCUCCCAGUUGUUUCUUACACUUAUGUACACUAAGUACUUUUUUUAAACCAGAGGUGGCUGUCUGUACAGUCUCAAGGCAAUUUGUAAGUCGUCACGACUAGACUAUAGAUCAUAUGAGCUGUGCUCAGCAAUAAUCUGUUCCCAGAACAGACUUAAACCCACUGCUGGAUUUCUCCAUUAAGCUGGAUGAUCCUGAGGACUGACCACUGUUAGCUGGAAGGUUGUCCGGCUUUCUGUUCCAAUCGUAAUGAAGUGACAGUGCUACCAUGGAAACUUUGGAGAAGCACCUCCCCUUUCUUUUGUAGCCUGUGCCACCUUGCUCAGGCCCUCUGUUCCUAGUUAGCAAAGAAGGCUGCAGGAACUUGGAACGUGACACCAGUUCAUUCUAAGUUCAGGUCGGGAAGACCUCCUUUGUACCAAAGCAGACCUCGUUGCUCUCUGCUCAUUUUCCCAGGAGAUGCCACAGAUUUGCCUGUUAGCACAGAUUCCUGUCAACCAGUCAGCAGAAGCUAUCAUUAUUCCCUUUGUUCCUGCUGGGAGAGGGAUGAGCUCCCUGGUUCCCAGUGUUUAUUUGGUAAACCUGAGUUUGGGGUACCCUUUUUUGUUACUGUUUUCAAAACAUGGUGUCACCUUGACAUACACUUUUCAAUAAAGCUUUGUAAAGAUAA
This is a messenger RNA of Carlito syrichta (Philippine tarsier), 2281 nucleotides long. RefSeq names its product protein kinase AMP-activated non-catalytic subunit beta 1 (gene PRKAB1). NCBI's taxonomy places the organism in Eukaryota, Metazoa, Chordata, Mammalia, Primates, Tarsiidae. Bases 289 to 1101 code for a protein of 270 amino acids. Gene Ontology annotation, cellular component: cytoplasm; nucleus; nucleotide-activated protein kinase complex. Gene Ontology annotation, molecular function: protein kinase binding. The record is from RefSeq and is a predicted model, not a curated record. Gene Ontology annotation, biological process: signal transduction. The transcript is spliced from 7 exons.